Gadus chalcogrammus (walleye pollock) is the source of this 2545-nucleotide messenger RNA. It is a transcript of the gene foxa2, whose product is annotated as forkhead box A2. Lineage: Eukaryota; Metazoa; Chordata; Actinopteri; Gadiformes; Gadidae. The record is from RefSeq and is a predicted model, not a curated record. The transcript has 2 exons. Gene Ontology annotation, molecular function: protein domain specific binding; transcription factor binding; DNA-binding transcription factor activity, RNA polymerase II-specific. Gene Ontology annotation, biological process: regulation of transcription by RNA polymerase II; anatomical structure morphogenesis; cell differentiation. The coding region runs from base 250 to 1485 and encodes 411 amino acids.
GGCGCUACACGUCACUUCAACUCCAGUCACCGACAGACGCAUCUCGGCGCCCGUUGGUAUACGGGGCUCCAAGACACACACAUACACACAGAGACACACACACACGCACAUGCGGCGGUCCUUGACUGAGGAAAGCAUCGACGACCCUCUGCACACUCUGUGGUACCCCAUCACAUUCUUUUAGAGACUUGUUUCGCCCUUUUUCUUCUGCGAGGAGACGGGUUUUUGCAGUACUAUUCGGGGCUUUCCAUGAUGCUCGGAGCAGUUAAAAUGGAAGGACACGAACAUACAGACUGGAGCACCUACUACGGAGAGCCCGAGUGUUACACCUCGGUUGGCAACAUGAACGGAGGCCUCGGGAUGAACUCCAUGAACACCUACAUGAGCAUGUCCGGCAUGGGCCCCACCGGCAACAUGGGGGCCAACUCCAUGAACAUGUCCUACGUCAACACGGGCAUGAGCCCCUCCAUGACCGGCAUGUCACCGGGCCCCGGGGCCAUGAACGGCAUGGGUGCCAGCAUGACGGCCAUGAGCGCCGCGCUGAGCCCCAGCAUGAGCCCUAUGACGGCGCAGCCCGCGUCAAUGAACGCCCUGACUUCCUACAACAACAUGAACGCCAUGAGCCCCAUGUACGGACAGUCGAACAUCAACAGGUCAAGAGACCCAAAAACCUACCGGAGGAGCUACACGCACGCUAAGCCCCCUUAUUCGUACAUUUCCCUCAUCACCAUGGCCAUCCAGCAGUCUCCCAGCAAGAUGCUGACGCUGGCCGAGAUCUACCAGUGGAUAAUGGACCUCUUUCCAUUUUACCGACAGAACCAGCAGCGCUGGCAGAACUCGAUUCGCCAUUCUUUGUCGUUUAAUGAUUGUUUCCUCAAAGUGCCCAGAUCCCCGGAUAAGCCCGGCAAGGGCUCGUUUUGGACCCUCCAUCCCGACUCCGGGAACAUGUUCGAGAACGGCUGCUAUCUGAGAAGGCAGAAGCGCUUCAAGUGCGACAAGAAGAUGCCCAAGGAGUCCGGGCGCAAGGCUUCAGAAGGCGGCUCUAACAGCAGCUCGGAGAGCUGCAACGGAAACGAGUCUCCGCACUCCAACUCGUCCUCUAACGAACACAAGCGAUCCAUGUCGGACAUGAAGAGCCAAGCCCUGAGCCCGGAGCACGCAGCCUCCCCGGUGUCCCAGGCGCAGCAUCUCAUGGCCCAGCAUCACUCCGUGUUGGCACACGACGGGCACCUUAAGCCCGAACACCAUUACUCAUUCAACCACCCCUUCUCCAUCAACAACCUCAUGUCCUCCGAGCAGCAGCAUCACAAAAUGGACUUAAAGACUUACGAGCAGGUGAUGCACUACUCUGGCUACGGUUCCCCCAUGACAGGAGCGCUUUCCAUGGGCUCCAUGGCGGGAAAAGCCGGCCUGGAUCCAUCGUCCAUACCCGACUCUACUUAUUAUCAAGGCGUCUACUCCAGGCCGAUCAUGAACUCCUCAUAAACUAUUGGCCCCUACAACUUCAAUGGACUAUUUGCCAGCGUUUGUAAAUUUGUAAAAAAAUAUAUAGUUUGUGUAUUAUAUGUAUUUGAAAUAUUUUUGACGUUUCUCACUGAUUUAGCAGUCGAGUUUGUUAGUAGCCUAAUUAUUUUAAGAAAGGAUGUUAAAAAUGUGACAAUAUCUGUUCAAGAGUCAGUUUCAGGAAUGGACCCAAAGACAACAACGAGCUGUAUAAUAGCCCACAUCUGCAUACUUUGAUUUCGAAAUGAAUUUUAAUGCCUUGCAGAAUUUCUUCAAUCACUUGUGUAAUUCCUAUUUAUGGCUUGUAUAUGUGUAUUCUUGUAGUGACAAGAACAGAAAAUAUAUAUUAAAGUGUUAUUGUUUUGUUCUCCUGAAUACGAUAUGCCUCUAUUAUUAUUAUUAUACUAUUAUUAGCAGUAUUAUAUGUAGUAUUAUUAUUAGUUAUGAGUAUUAUUGUUGUUAUUAUUAGUAUAUGAACUGAUCUGACAGUUUUAAAAAGAAUGACAUCCACGGAUAAAUGGGAGGUUUAUUAUUAAAAAAAUAUCAAUAGGCCUACAUAUAAUGGGCUAAUUUGUCUUAAAAAUAAUUCUGAGACAAAGAUUUGACAAAAAUGACAAAAUAACCAUGUGUUCUGACUGUUAGUUUAAGAAUUAAAACAGGCCUAUAUACGGCUCUUUGAUCUGACCAGGCUAACUGUUUGAUUAUUAUUACUUUGGUGCAAUUUAUAAUGCGCCCUUUGAGGAAAAUAAUCUUGAAGUCCUAUCGCCGGCGUGUCAAAACAUAAUUUAAAAUGUUCACAUUUAGAAGAGACAACUUUGUUUCUGCACCACUUUAGAUGUAAUGUAAGAUGUAAGUAAACGCUCAUCCGUGCCCGAAAUGUCUGCAAUGUCACACGAGAACCACUUCAAAACUGAUCACCUGAGAAAGAAAAACGAUCCCUAUGUUGACAUCUCAGGUCAGUCGCUCAGAUGACAACAACACAUAAUACUAAAGUAGGCUCGACGACCGUAAUAAACAUUUCACUCAAACGACCCAAAUUAAA